AAAUUGAACGUAUCUUUAUACGUUGUGUAUUGAGUGCUUCCGGUCAUUUAAGUAAUGAGCAAACCGAGAGAAAAGUCGUAAACUCAUUUGUUAAUGCCCCGUGACAAUUACAUUCUUGUAUUUAUUUAGGUGGGAGUCUAACAGUUUGAUCUUUGAAACUUCAUUCUAAUUUAUUGUUUAAUUGACUAAAAAUGAAUUACGUUAGGUUUUAUUUGUUGUCACUUUCUAAAAGUUGUCUGUUUCAAACUUUCAAUGAAUGUACAUUAUUCAAAAUUUUCAAUUUCUUAAUAUGAAUGUUUAAUUGUAUUCAUAAAAAAAAGCUAUUGUAAUGCAAGAUAAAGAUAUGAAAGUAAUAGAGUUUGGAUGGAAACAGAGUUUCGCACGAUAAUUGCGUAGUCAACAAAUUAACUAGCACUAUAAUCGUUGAUAUGCGGCAGCGAGAGUAAAUUAGAGAGUUUUUUUUUGGUCAAAAAAAGUUAGAGAGUUAUUUUGGUUAUAGAAAUUUAAUUAGGAUAAGUACAAACUAAUUAAGCUAUAAGAACAAAAUUAAUCUUCAGAUGAAUUUGGAUCAAUUGUCAAGUCAACCAUGUGAGUCGUCGUUACCAAAAGGGAGAAAAGUCAUACGAGAGUAGUUAAUAAACGGGAGAAGAAUUUUGUGGUGUGAGGGAGAUUUAUGUAAUAUAAAAGGCGGGGAUGAAAAUAUGUUCUUCACUGUUUCCAUUUUCGAAUAUGAAAGGCUCUGUGAAAUCAAUUAGUCUCAUUCCUAUUUCCUUUUGUUUCCUCUUCUUAUUUCGUGAUGAGUUUGCGGUUCCUGCUAGGCACUUGUGCCAUCCUCAACAAAGGGAAGCAAUUCUGGAGUUGAAGAACGAGUUCCAGAUUCAGAAGCCUUGUUUUGACCGGACGGUGUCAUGGGUGAAUAACAGCGACUGCUGUUCUUGGGAUGGUAUCAGAUGCGAUGCCACUUUUGGGGAUGUGAUCGAGCUGAACCUUAGUGGCAACUGCAUCUAUGGCCAGCUCAAUUCCAAAAGUACUAUUCUGAGGUUUCAAAGCCUUCCUUUUUUAGCAACUCUGGACCUUUCAAACAAUUAUUUCAGUGGUAACGUUCCAUCUUCGCUUGGAAAUCUUUCUAAGCUAACCACUCUUGAUCUUUCGAAAAAUGCUUUCAACGGAGAAAUCCCAUCUUCACUUGGAAACCUUUAUAACCUCACCAUUCUCAAUCUCUCCCAGAACAAACUUAUUGGUAAAAUCCCACCUUCACUUGGAAACCUUUCGUAUCUCACCGAUCUUACACUUUGUGCUAACAACUUGGUUGGUGAAAUUCCAUACUCACUUGCAAACGUUUCUCAUCAUCUCACCUUUCUUAGUAUAUGCGAAAACAGUUUUUCUGGUGAAAUUCCAUCAUUCUUGGGAAAUUUUUCACAUCUGACCUUACUCGAUCUCUCAGCAAACAAUUUCGUCGGUGAAAUCCCAUCUUCUUUCGGCAGAUUGAAACAUCUCACCGACUUAUCCGCUGAAGAGAACGAGCUUAGUGGUAACUUUCCUGUUACGCUACUAAAUCUAACAAAAUUGUUAUAUCUAUCACUCGAUGACAACCAGUUCACAGGCAUGCUUCCACCCAACAUAAGCUCGCUCUCCAACCUGGAGAUCUUUUACAUACGUGGGAACGCUUUUACUGGAACUCUUCCUUCUUCCCUCUUUAGCAUCCCUUCUUUGACUUACGUUGAUUUGAAAUAUAACCAACUAAACGGUACUCUUGAGUUCGGGAACGUAUCUUUAUUAUCAUCAGAGCUAGUAGAUCUACGCCUUGGGAAUAACAACUUCGUGGGAUCGAUUCCCAGAUCCAUCUCCAAAUUAGUCAACCUUCGUACACUUGACCUUUCGCAUCUCAACACCCAAGGCUCAGUAGUUGACCUUAGCAUUCUCUGGAACCUCAAGUCACUAGAAGAACUCGACAUCUCCGACUUGAACACCGCCACUGCGAUUGACUUGAAUGCUAUCUUAUCACGUUUCAAGUGGCUAGAUAAACUGAAUCUCACGGGAAACCACGUUACGUAUGAAAAGAGAAGUUCAUUUUCAGAUCCUCCGUUAUUAAGAGAGCUGUACUUGUCAGGAUGCGGAAUCACCACCGAGUUUCCAGGGUUCAUACGAACUCAACACAACAUGUGGAGACUAGACAUUUCCAACAACAAAAUCAAAGGUCAAGUCCCUGGAUGGUUAUGGGAGCUAUCAAACUCUUUCUACCUGAAUCUCUCCAACAACACUUUCACCAGCUUCGAAAGUCCGAAAAAACUCCGGCAAUCAUCUUCUCUGGAUUACUUUUCCGGCGCCAGCAACAAUUUCACGGGCAGGAUCCCCAGUUUCAUAUGCGAGUUGCGCUCUCUCACCGUUCUCGAUUUAUCCAACAACAUAUUCAACGGUUCAUUCCCACUCGGAAAGUUCAGCAGUGUUCUCCAAGCUCUGAAUCUUAGACAAAAUCGUCUAAGCGGACGUCUAACGUCUUUGGACAUCGGUCAUAACAAACUGGUGGGAAAGCUUCCAAGAUCUUUAAUCAAUAGUUCUUCUCUUGAAGUUUUGAAUGUGGAAAGCAACAUAUUCAACGACACGUUUCCAUCCUGGUUGAGUUCUCUCCCCGAGCUACAAGUUCUUGUCCUUCGCUCCAAUGCGUUCCAUGGACCGAUACAUCAAACUCGGUUUUCUAAACUGCGGAUCAUCGAUAUAUCGCAUAAUCGCUUCAAUGGAACGUCGCCAUCGAACUUCUUUCUGAACUGGACAGCAAUGCACUCUAUUGGAAAAGAUGGAGAUCAAUCUUACGGACAGUACAUGGGUACAAGCUACUAUUCCGAUUCAAUAGUUUUGAUGAAUAAAGGCAUAGAGAUUGAGUUGGUACGCAUCUUAACAAUCUACACCGCACUAGACUUUUCGGAGAACGAAUUUGAAGGAGUGAUUCCAUCGUCCAUCGGUUUAUUGAAAGAGCUUCACGUGCUCAACUUAUCAGGCAAUGCUUACACCGGCCACAUCCCAUCGUCUAUGGGGAACCUCUCGUCUCUCGAGUCACUGGACCUUUCCAAAAACAAGCUUACGGGAGAAAUUCCACAAGAGCUAGGGAACCUCUCGUACCUUUCUUACAUGAACUUCUCUCAUAACCAGCUUGUGGGGCUAGUGCCAGGGGGCACUCAGUUUCGAACGCAGCCCUGCAGUUCUUUCAAGGACAACCUGGGACUUUAUGGCCCUUCGCUUGAAGAAGUUUGUGUAGAUCAUAUCCACGGGAAAACAUCACAACCGUCUGAAAUGUCAAAGGAAGAAGAAGAUGGUCAAGAGGAGGUGAUAAGUUGGAUAGCAGCUGCAAUUGGUUUCAUACCUGGUAUUGCAUUUGGAUUCACGAUGGGAUACAUAAUGGUUUCCUACAAACCAGAAUGGUUUAUCAACCCUUUUGGUGGAACCAAACGCAGAAGGAUAAGCACCACACGUCGUUAAAGAGCUUUCUUAAACCUAAGGGAAAAAUCUCAAAGAAGAAAAUCAACCAACCAAACUAGAAGGCCUGCAAAGAAAGAAGGUUGGAUUAAAAUAAUUCAGAUGAUUCGAAAUACUCUUGUUUCGCAUCAGACAUAUUAUCACAUUAUAAGUUUUAGUCGUUGUUUGAUCUUUUGUAUUGUGCGUAUCUGAUUCACUAUGCUUUCUGUAUCUCUAUAUCUGAAGAACCAUGUUUCAGUAAAACAAUAGGAGCUGAUUUCACAGUCACACAUGUCUUUUUUACUUCUUUCUUUGUUCUGUCAUAUCAUAUGAGCAGUGACAAGUAUCUUGAGAAUC
Molecule: messenger RNA, 3807 nt
Organism: Brassica napus (rape)
Lineage: Eukaryota; Viridiplantae; Streptophyta; Magnoliopsida; Brassicales; Brassicaceae
Product: receptor-like protein 18
Molecular function (GO): protein binding
Source: RefSeq, a predicted model, not a curated record